GCGGCCCUGCGCUCCAUUGGCGGCUGCGGCGCUGCCGGGGCGGGGCCGGGCCGGGCCAGGCCGUGAUGGCGCGGACCAAGCUGGACCAGCGUGGAGGGGCUUUCCGCAAGGUUUUAGUCGCCAGGGCUCCCCGGAAGGCGCUGGGCUCCAGCAGCAUCAACGCGGGGCCGUCGCUGCUCAGCAAGAGAGGUGGCAAGGGCCCUGUGCGGCUGAACCGGGUCUGUGUGAGGCCAUUGCCCGCCUGGCAGAAGGGCAUCAGCGACUUCCUGAAGCUCCCAUCCAAGGAGAACCGGGUACCCGAUGGAGCCACGCCUGGCACCAGCAGCAUGGAAGCUCAGCCCCUACCACUGGAUCCUGCCGAAGAUGGAGAGUGCUUGGAGGAAGAGUAGAUGUCAUCUGACCUUGAUUUUAAUGUUAAAACGCUCCUUCUACUUGAGCUGGGUUUUGUGCAUUUGUAUAGUUUUUUACAAUUUUUAUGGCUUCCUUUCAGUUAAUGUACAAGACUAAAAGUCUGAGAGAUAGCACUGGAGCAAUGAAUUAUUUUUUACUGUUUGGCACUUAAUGUUCAUUGUAAACCACUAGUUUAGUUUUUAUCUUGGUUUGCUUGAGUUCCUCCAGCAUGUUGGGCAGCUUUUGUCUUUCAUCUUCUGACUGCCCUGUGCUUGUCCAAGACUUACGUGAUCGUGGUUGUUGUGUUUCUGAAAAGGAGAUCCUCAUUUUUUUAAUAAACUGAAGCCUUCUGAUCACA
Molecule: messenger RNA, 748 nt
Organism: Catharus ustulatus (Swainson's thrush)
Lineage: Eukaryota; Metazoa; Chordata; Aves; Passeriformes; Turdidae
Gene: PCLAF
Product: PCNA clamp associated factor
Exons: 4
Coding region: 66-389 (107 amino acids)
Biological process (GO): translesion synthesis; regulation of cell cycle
Cellular component (GO): nucleus
Molecular function (GO): chromatin binding
Source: RefSeq, a predicted model, not a curated record